AUGGACAGCAGCCACCAGUUAAACAAGCAAGCCAUUAGGCAGAGAUGGGCCGGCAGCUUGCAUACAGGCGGACUCUUCUUGUUGGCUGGUCCCUGGUGGCUUUUCUUCCCGACACAGUCGGAGGCAGCCUACUGCCCGGGCCCACAUCCCAAACCGAUCUCUCCUCCCCUUCCCUCCAGGGAGCACCUUCUCUCCAGCGCCCUCCCUUUCCAGGGACCACCCAGUCACCCUCCCUCCAAGAACAGCCCACCCUCGCUCCCUUCAGGGACCACCCUUUUUUUCCCCUCCCUCUACCAUCCUCUCCCUCCUUCCAGGGACCACCCUCUCCCUUCCCCUCCCCUUCCCCCACCCUCCACUACCCCCUCUCCCGUCUGCCACAGACCACCCCAUCCCUCCCCUCCCCUCCGGCUGGCCGUGUCCUCCCUCCCUGAGAUCUCAGAGCUGCGGCUGGAGACCUGCGGCUGGAGACCUGCGUGGCGUGUCGCGUCUCCGCCCGUCCGGUGCCGGUGCCCCUCCCCCAAAGCCUCACAACCCCGCCCCGCCCGCAAGAUCCCGCUGCUGCCUGGGCCGGUGACCAUGGCCGGGUUUUCCCAGUGCGGCGGAGACACCAGGUGUGCUAGAUUGUGACUGGGAUCCCCCAACCUGCCUCAGAGAACAACCUUGUCCAUGGCUCGGCCCCCUCUUCGGACCUCGACACACCGCAGUACUUGUGACUGUUAGCUGGCCGAGUUCCCAAAAGAAGAUUCAUCCAGACUUCUCUAUAGCUCGAAAUCGUUAUUGAUGACCUCUUAACCA
Messenger RNA from Dromiciops gliroides (monito del monte), 795 nucleotides. RefSeq names its product proline-rich receptor-like protein kinase PERK9. Lineage: Eukaryota; Metazoa; Chordata; Mammalia; Microbiotheria; Microbiotheriidae. The record is from RefSeq and is a predicted model, not a curated record. The transcript has 4 exons. The coding region runs from base 1 to 627 and encodes 208 amino acids.